CCUUCCUUCAAACCUCUAUCUAUCUCCCUUGGAAACCAGAAGAGAGAGAGAAAGAGAGAGAGAGAGAGAGAGAGAGUAGAGAGAGAAACAAAGAUCACAAGAGAGUUUCUGUGGACUUUCUCUCUCAUUUUCUCCGGAAAAUUCGAAGAUCUUUUCGAGUCAUACAACCAUGGUAUUUUGGGUUUUCGGCUAUGGUUCACUGGUGUGGAACCCAGGAUUUGAAUACGAUGAGAAAGUGAUAGGCUUCAUCAAGGACUAUAGGCGUGUAUUUGAUCUUGCUUGCAUUGAUCACAGAGGUACACCUGAACACCCUGCACGAACUUGCACAUUGGAAUACGAAGAAGGAGCUGUAUGCUGGGGUGCUGCUUAUUGUGUUCGGGGAAGCCCUGAGAGGGAAAGAUUGGCAAUGGAGUAUUUGGAGCGGAGGGAAUGUGAAUAUGAUGAAAAGACUCUCGUAAACUUCUACAAGGAAGUGGAUUCCUUUGAGCCUGCUUUAACAGGAGUCAUAGUAUUCACAUCCACUCCAGACAAAGAAUCAAACAAGUACUACCUGGGGCCUGCUCCAUUGGAAGAAAUGGCCAGCCAAAUUGCAACUGCAUUUGGGCCCUGCGGGAACAAUAGAGACUACCUUUUCCUGUUAGAGAAGGCCAUGUCUGAUAUUGGCCAUGAAGAUGACAUGGUGAUAGAACUUGCAAAUGAGGUGCGGAAGGUUCUUGGAAUCGUAGGGAAAGGAAUUCCAAAGGAGAGGAAGUUGGUCGGGCCAUCCCACAUCCCACUCAAGUCCCAUAUUCCCACUCUUAAAGUCCACCCACUUCCAGAAGCCAUUGCCAUGGACUCUUAACAAGAAGAUGUCAAACUAUAGGAGGAAUUGGAUACGUUGCGGAGCCUGCUAACCCCACCACACCAUUGAUUACUAUCUUGUUUUUUACCUCUUAUUUAAGAUUUUCCCUACUAGAAAUCAGUUUUUCUGUUGUUUUUAGCAGCCUACUUUGACCUUAGACACUUUUUGCCCUUUUACCCUUUUACCCGUGGUUUGGACUUAGAAAGAGUGACUUAAACAAUUUUCAACACGAAAUACAGGAUGUAGAACACGCAGAUGAUGUUAGUUUCAGUUUCAAUUUUCAAACCAAGAGAAAAUCCGUCAUUACCUUGCAGGCCGCCAAUUACUGUUGAAUGGUAACAGAGACCUGUUUUUUUUUUUCUCUCCAUAAAGUUGAUACAAAUGUCCUGCGGAUGGAAUAUAAUGUUUACUUAUAUGCCAACUAUGGUUAUACUCAUGUCUUCGAUUGUUGCAUUUUAA
Messenger RNA from Alnus glutinosa, 1300 nucleotides. RefSeq names its product gamma-glutamylcyclotransferase 2-1-like. Gene Ontology annotation, cellular component: cytoplasm. The transcript is spliced from 10 exons. The coding region runs from base 170 to 841 and encodes 223 amino acids. Gene Ontology annotation, biological process: glutathione catabolic process. The record is from RefSeq and is a predicted model, not a curated record. Gene Ontology annotation, molecular function: glutathione specific gamma-glutamylcyclotransferase activity; gamma-glutamylcyclotransferase activity. NCBI's taxonomy places the organism in Eukaryota, Viridiplantae, Streptophyta, Magnoliopsida, Fagales, Betulaceae.